Molecule: messenger RNA, 7425 nt
Organism: Trypanosoma theileri
Lineage: Eukaryota; Euglenozoa; Kinetoplastea; Trypanosomatida; Trypanosomatidae
Product: putative target of rapamycin (TOR) kinase 1
Exons: 1
Coding region: 1-7425 (2474 amino acids)
Biological process (GO): TOR signaling; negative regulation of macroautophagy
Cellular component (GO): nucleus; TORC1 complex; TORC2 complex
Molecular function (GO): protein binding; protein-containing complex binding; protein serine/threonine kinase activity
Source: RefSeq, a predicted model, not a curated record
AUGGAAAACUGUGCUCAUCCAUUAAUUGGUCAGUUACAGCCUAUUUUCAGCGAGCUACAAUCGAGCACAGUUGCCACACUUCAGUCUGUUAUAUUAAAACUGAAAUACAUCAUUGAAGACGAGGGUUAUAAUUUCUUUCGAGGCGGUGGAGGUAAUCAAUAUGGGGCAUCCAAUGCAGGAGUUCCUAACUGGAUUAACGCCCAAGUAAAGGAAUUAUUUAGUAAAUCUUCUACUCAACUCGCAGGAGUUCUAUGUGCGAAGGCCUUACUGGAUGUUGAAUACAUGGCGGCUAAUGGAUCAACUCAAUUUUUUCUAGAGUUGUUGGAAAGUUCAGUAAAAGCAAACGAUCAUGUGGUAUCUGAAAAGGCAGCUGAAGUAUGGGGUCUUCUUCUUAAGAAUAGUGGUAGUUUUGCAGAGAGAACUGCUGAUUUGCGUCUUAAAAGUUGCAUUAGCGACCUUAAAGAAGGAAAAAGUACGGUGGAUAAGGUUUCCUCUUGUUUAUUUCUCCAUCAACUUUUAAUACACACACCAUCAGCUUUUGUACCGUAUUCAGAUAUUGUUAUUGAGAGACUUCAUAUGGUGUUGCAUGAUCCAUCAGAACGUGUACGGGAAAGUGCUGCAGACGCUUUACAACAUGCACUUUCCGUAAUGAAUACAUCUGGAGAUGCAAAUAAUAUUAAAAAAUGUCAAGAGUUUUUCUUGACAGAUUCUUUACGAAUAUUAGACUCUAAAAAAAGAGAAGAACAACAUGGAGGAAUAAAAUGUUUUAAUGCUAUACUUACUUCUAUUACAAGGGAAUCAGCAUCCUAUGGUCCUAGAGUAUCCCUUUCCUCUUCUUCUUUGCGUUGUAUAAAUGAAAUUUGGCAAUUUGUGAAUAUACAUAUAUCCGAACCGAAUACUCCUCCUGAUAUUAGGCGAGAACUUAUGGAUUCCCUUAUUCUACUCGCAGCAUAUGAUCCUAUAACUUUUAAAGAACGUUCCAUUCGAGAAGUUUUGGCAACCGCAUCUGUUGUAUUUCGAUCGACAUCAAGUUAUGAUGAGAAGGCUAUGAUGUUUUUAGGAGUUGGAAAACUUUCAGCAAUAUUAAAAGAUCAUGUUAAAAUAUUUUUAGAUCAUAUGAUGCCUUAUAUUGAAGAAGGACUUACUAGAAAUAAUAAAGGUGAUCGUUGUUUAGAAGCUGUAACAUGCUUUGCCACCUUUGCAGAAGUAAAUCCUGCCGCCGUACGGCCAUAUCUUCGACAAAUUUUAGCUUCUCUUUUCUCUGGUCCACCUACAGUUGGAUUUGCAAAAGAUAUUGCACGGAUAUGUGCGGCUUUUCCAGAAUUACGAUCAACAUGUCUUUCAAAAAUGUUGGAAUCCACAAAGGCACAAUUACUUCACACUUAUCAUCGUCUUUCCCAUGGUGUAAGUGAGUAUGAUGCGGAAGCGGGAUUUCCUUUACAAAGUUUAAGAGCUUUAAGUACAUUGGAUUUUAGGGGAUACUCUACUCUACCAUUUCUUUGCGAUGCCGUUAUUCGUUAUGUUUCUUUUCCACAUGAGGAAUUACGUCGAGCGGCAAUUAAUCUUUGCUUUAAACUUGUUCUUUCUGGUUGUAUGGGUCCACAAUCACCGUGUAAGUGGACACAAGAGGGUGUUGUACUUCAUCAUGGUCGUGAUCAUACACGACUUAUUAAUACCGUAAUAGAAAAACUUGUAAACGCUGCUGUUUCAGAUCCAGAAAGUGAUAUACGUUUACAUACAUUGGAAAGUUUUACAGAAGAAUUAGAUCACACAUUAGCCCUUCAAGAAGUUGUGAGUUCUUUAUUUCCAGCUUUAUAUGAUAAACAUCAGAAUCGAUUAGCCGUUGCACGACUGUUAGGUCGUGUCUCUCGUAGGAAUCCUGCUCAUAUAUAUCCCAUGAUGAGAAAAAUUAUGGUCCAAUGUGUAACGGAGAUCCAAUUCUUUGAACACCCUAAAAAACAAGAACAAGCCUUUUCUAUUUUAGGAGCUAUUAUAGAAUCUGCACCUGGAUUGGGUAAACCAUACGUAUCAUCUCUACUUAAGAGUUGUGUUGUGCGAUUACAUGAAUCCUCACAACAACCGGCUGUGUUAACGGCACUUCUCUCAUGUGUUGGAAAACUUGUUCGAUAUGCAGAAGGGGAUGAUGUUCGUGUUGCCGCUAGUAUACGUCCAACCGUUGUACAACACAUUUUAGAUUCAUCCCAUUUACCAAAAAAACGAGAAGCUUUGCGAACACUUGGGGAUAUUGUUCGAGCCACUAGAGAUGUUAACGUUUUUGAAGAUCAUCCAGAACUUCUUUCUGUACUUCUUCAAGCUCUUCAUGGUGGUUUUAAAGAAGCCUGGCCUGUUCGAAAUGAUGUUCUCCAACUUAUGGGAAUUAUUGGUGCUGUUGAUCCUAUUCGAGUAAAAGAGAUUCAUCGUAAAUCAAGAGUUAGUGAUAUUGGUAAAGAAGUAAUGCCAUUUUUUGGAUUUCGUGGAGAAGAUUCAAUUGCUCAGACAGUUGUAAAUAACGUAUUACAUAUUCUUUCUUUACCUUCUUUAACAGAUGAUCAGAGUGUACGUGCAGUACGAGUUGUUGUAAACAUUCUUUCAUUAAAGGAACUCUCGCCUAAUUGUCUUGUGACAAGUUAUGCUAGUAUCAUUUCAUCAAUCUUAAAACAAGUACGUAUACAAGUACGAAAACGUGAGGAAAUCUUGAAGUUACUUACUUCACUUGUUUCUCAUAUAAAGGAUUAUGUACGACCACAUCUUGAUGAGCUCACUUCAACCGUUGCAACUUUUAUAUCGACUUCUGAUAUCUCUGUUCUUACUGAAGUUCUUGCUUUACUAAAACAGAUAAGAAGAUCUAUUCGAGAAGAAUUUAGACCAUACUUGUCCUCUCUUCUUGUUCCAAUUUUAAAUGUUGUGGAAGAGAAUCCACAAGCAACGAGUGAAAAAGUUUUUGAUUUUUUCGCUGCGAUGGGAUCACUUUUGGAGGAUCAUUUACACAAUGUUUUACCAGUAGUGUGUAAUGUUAUUGUAAACACUUCAUUUUCAGUUACAUCUAGGAAAGACGCUAUAUCUACACUUAUAAGUUUCGCAAAACAACUUUCUAAUCUUAAUUCUCAUGCCUCUCGCUGUAUUCACUGUCUUUGUCGUGUUUUGAAAGAAAAAGAUGGUAUUAAGUUAGAAAAUGAAGAUUCCCUUGGUGAUAUUGCUUUAACAGCUCUUUGUGCUAUUGCCCAAAAUUUAGGAAAACGAUUUGAAAUGUACACCCCAAUGGUUUUUCCUGUUGUGGCUAGUUACUAUGGAGGAAUGGGUGAUAAGUAUAAGCAAUUCUGUAGUAUUUUAUGGGAAAUUAUUAGCAUGAGGAAACAUCCAGAGGUAUGUGGAUAUCAGAAUGAUAAUAGUGCAAUACGAUCUUCUCUUUCUCAUCUUGAUAAUAAUAAUAAUAAUAAUAAUAAUAAUAAUAAUAAUAAUACUAAUACUAAUACUAAUACUAAUACUACUACUACUACUACUACUACUACUACUACUAAUAAUAAUAAUAAUAAUAAUAAUAAUAAUACUACAGAGUUUGAUUGGAAUGGUUCUUUUGGUGCUUCUGAUGCUGUUGUUCGUUUGCAUAUUACCUUACCAAAACUGGACGGAUCAAAUGAAGAAGAUUGGAAUCACUGGCUACUACGACUUGCAGUCAGUUUACUGCGAUCAAGUCCUUCACCUUCGCAUCGAUGUGCAUUAGCUCUUGCUGAGUUACAUGAACCUUUUGCACGACAGAUGUUACACUCUGCAUUUGCUACUUGUUAUGCUAAAGUGGAUGAGAAUACCAGACGUGAAGUUGUUGUUUUGUUAAAUAAAGUUCUACGUGGACCACGGGUACCAUCGGAAGUAUUACAGGAACUUUUAAACUUAUCAGAGUAUAUGGAACGUCUUGAAAUUCGUCUUAGAGCACAUGGUAAAGAAGAUGGAAUAAAUUCUUCUAAUUUGAGACUUUUUGACCUUUCAACAUUAAUGGAAAGUAGUGAAAAAUGUAAUUUAUACUCUAAGGCUCUUCAUUACGUGGAAAUUGAAUUUUUUGAAACCAUUAGAGACUAUGAACGUAGUGUACUUCGUGGAAUUCCUAAACAGCUUCCUAAUGAGACACGAAAAAGUCUUUUACAUCUUUGUGAAAAAAGUAUUUAUUUAUGUAGUCUUUUAGGACAACGAGAAAGUGCUAAUGGAGUAUUAAAAUUUAUUCAACAAAACUUUUCAAUGCUUACAGGACAAAAAGUAACAGAACUUUCUCAAAUGAUGGAUGCCCAACUCUUUGACAAAUUACAAUGGUGGUCACAAAGUCGUAUGGCAUAUGAAAGACGUCUUCAACAGGAACCAAAUGAAGUUUCUAAUAUGGUAGGGUUAAUGAAAGCAUUAGAUGCCUUGGGAUGUUAUCCUCAAGUACUUGAUAUGUGGAAAAUAUUUAUUUCACGAGUAAGCAAAAAAGAUGUUAGUGAAUUAGCUCCUAUGGGGGCUCAUGCUGCGUGGCUUAUGAGACGUUGGGAGGAUAUGGAACAAAUUACUACUUUUAUGACGGAAGAAGGAUACAUUGGAACAACUGCGGUUUUCUACAAGGCAGUACUUGCAACAUGGAAGAAAGAUUCUCGUGAAGCCGAUAGACUUAUUAAAUUAUGCCGUAAACGCUUAGAUUCUGUAUUUUCAGCUCUUGUGGCUGAAAGUUAUGAUCGAGCCUAUGGUCUUUUUAUUGGUAUACAACAACUUAGUGAACUGGAAGAACUUUCACUGGCGGCACGUAAUCCACAAAGUGUUAGUCAUUGGCAAGAGUUGUGGGAAAAACGACUCCAGACAAUGGCAUAUGAUGGAUGGCCUGGUACGUUAGCUGAUCAUACAUUAAUGAUUCCACCUUCACAGGAAUUGGAUAUGUGGCUUCGUUUUGUUAGCCUUAGUCGAACAAAUGGUCGAGAACGUGUUUCAGAUGAAGUUUUAUGUGAACUUUUAGGGAAUCAAUCUAUUGAAUCUGCAAUUGAAAAUAAAAUUCCACAACCUGCAAUUGCUUUAGGAGCUUUUCAGCAUCUCUAUGAAACAAAUCAAAAAGAACGAGCUAUUGAAUUGUUAGAACAGUAUGUUGAAAAAAUUGAACAAGUAAAUAUGCAGCUUGUUAAUCGUGAUCGAGAAGAUUUAGCUCUUUGUCAUGCCAAACUAGCGGAGUGGUUGGCUCAUCGUAAGAAAACUCAGUAUUCAAUGAAAUCAUGGCAAAAUAUUAUGCGUCAUUUACAUUGUGCUACAGAGUUAGAUAGCAAAAAUGGAACCAUUUGGCAUACUUGGGCUCGUUUACAUCAUGAAGAUGCUAUGAAAGUUUUACCUGGAAAAUCUACCCCUGAUAUUGAAAAUAUUUUAUGUGCUAUUAAUGGAUACCUUCGAAGUGUAUUUCUUUCUCAGGAAUUAGAAGACACUCUUGGAUUUCUCUCACUUUGGUUUGCCUAUGGUUCAGUACCAACUAUACAAGGAAAUUCUAGUAUCAAGACUGGAAUUCAACAAGUUAACCCAACCGUGUGGCUUAAAGUAAUACCUCAAAUUAUUGCUCGUAUCUACUCUCGUGAUACACCUGUAGCGGAAUCAGUCUGUCUUCUAUUAUUUAUUAUAGCAAAAGCUCACCCACAGGCUAUUCUAUAUAGUUUGAAUGUUGCCAAUACAAGUCAUCAAGGAAAGAAUUCUGGUGAAAAUGUUGAACGACAAAAAGGAACUCAGCGUGUACUUGCACGAAUUACAGAAUCUCAUCACAAUGGGAAGGCAAUGGUUCAUGAUGCUGCCCUAGCUUGUAGAGAACUAGUAAGAUGCGCUGUAUUAUGGCCAGAAUUGUGGAUAGAUGAACUAGAAAAGGCAUGGUUUCAAUGGGAAAAAGACAAAGAUGCACGUAAUGUUAUUCUUUCAUUAAGACCUUUACUGACACAAUUAGAAACCCCAGAAACUAUGGCAGAAUCACACUUUUCAGAUGAAUUUGGAGAACUUCUUGGAGAAGCUUUUGACUGUGUUGAAAAAGCUAUAUCAUCGGGACGAGAAAGUUAUAUGGAAGAAGCAUGGAGUAGGUUCCGAGCAGGAGCUAAGAGGAUGGGAGAACAGAUUAAAGGUAUGUCAUCACUAGCUUUACAAUUGGUAAGCCCGCGAUUGUUGCAAAAUGGGAAAGAUUUAUCCCUAGUUGUACCUGGACAAUACAAGGAAAAUGGAAACUAUCCAGGAAUCGCUUACUUCCAAAGCGUAUUAAAAGUAAUGAAUUCAAAACAGCGUCCGAGACGUAUUUUUAUUAAUGGCUCAGAUGGAGUUUUAUACAAGUUUUUAUUAAAAGGUCAUGAAGACCUCCGUUUAGAUGAACGAGUAAUGCAGUUACUAGGUUUUGCAAAUACUAUUUUAGAGAAACACUCAGUAACAAAACGUUAUGAAUGUCUUAUUCAAAACUAUUCUGUUACACCACUUAGUGAUAAUGCUGGUCUUGUAGGAUGGGUAGAUCAUUGUGACACUUUACAUCAAAUUAUCAAAGAGUAUCGGGUUCAUUCUAAAUAUCUAAGCACAGAACUUAACCUUAUGCGAAGUAUGUAUGAUGAUUUGCAUCAUCUUACGGUUAUUCAGCAUGUAGAACCUUUUGAGUUUGCAUUAGAGAAUACUGAAGGUGCAGAUCUUGUUCGUUCCUUAUGGAUGAAGGCUCCUAGUGCAGAAACAUGGCUGGAAAGACGAACAACAUAUGUUUGUUCUCUAGCUACUAUGUCAAUGGUAGGUCAUAUUUUAGGACUGGGUGAUCGUCAUCCAUCAAAUCUUAUGAUUCAUGCAUUCAGUGGUAGGGUAGUUCAUAUUGACUUUGGUGACUGCUUUGAAGUUGCACAAAAUAGAAGCACUUUCCCUGAAAAGGUACCCUUCCGCCUUACGCGGAUGCUUGUUAGGGCUAUGGAGAUGGGGGGUAUAGAGGGUCUUUUUCGUCAUGGAUGUAUCAAAGUGAUGAGCGUUUUGCGUGAAGAGGGAAGUAGUUUACUGGCACUCUUGGAGGCAUUUGUUCACGAUCCGCUGGUUUCUUGGUGGUGUGAUGAGGUGCAAAGUGGUGUAAACGGAAAUGUGGAUGAAACCUCUGCAGGGCCAAAUUCGGUGAGAGGAUCAUUACGAACCACAGACGAAGAUUACAGUGUGGGGAGUCUUCAGGCAACUCAACGGUCCGUGCAGCGUCGUGCGGGUACCCAAUGUGAGGAUAACCAAGGAGAUGAGGCUGCACUCCAGCAGACUCGAAAGGCUAAAAGUGUUGUGAAUCGCAUAAAGGAAAAAUUAGAGGGGUUCGACUUUCCCCAAGUUCGACAAAGUCGUGACGAUGAAGGUUUCACAGUGGAGGAGCAGGUUUCGAGACUGAUUGAGGAAGCCACUUCAAAUGAAAACUUGUGUGUUCAGUACUCUGGAUGGUGUCCUUUUUGGUGA